Messenger RNA from Cyprinodon variegatus (sheepshead minnow), 1256 nucleotides. RefSeq lists its product as uncharacterized. The record is from RefSeq and is a predicted model, not a curated record. The transcript has 3 exons. Lineage: Eukaryota; Metazoa; Chordata; Actinopteri; Cyprinodontiformes; Cyprinodontidae. Bases 77 to 715 code for a protein of 212 amino acids.
GACUGAGAUUGAGACACAUAUUAAGGACCUGGAGACGCACUCAGUUGGAAGACAACUUAAGUUUCCUAGAAGCAGCAUGUUAAAUCCCCAGCAGCAAGGUGAGCUCCUCCUGCAUGAUCACCCUCCAGUAUUUGGGAAGCCGUGGUACUGGCAGCGCAGCAGCAGCACCAUGGAGAGCACCCGCAGCCUGGCACUGGUCAUAAUGGAGAUGCGCGACGAGAUCAAGAAGCUGGAGGAGGAGAACCGAGAGCUGCGAGGGGAAUGUGGUCAGCAUUCAGCAACAGGAGGAGAAGCCAGCAAGGAGUCCAUCCCUGUAAAAAAGGAAAUAUUGGAAAAUCCUUAUGGCAACCUGAGAAGGAAUACGUCUGCGCCCGUCCUAGAGGGACAAUACAAGGAAAAUACUGCCAUGACUGUACGAAGGUACUCCACAACCUCCAAACCCCCUGAACUGACAGAAAGAGAUCGUAGAAUUGACAAGAGCCUACAAAGUAACUCAGGUUGGGACAGACUACAUGAAGACGUGUUUGGAGAAGAAGAGGAUACCAACAGCCAGCACUCUCUGAAGGAUUUCAUCCAUAAAAACAGAGCCAAAGUAAAGACUGUGACCUUCCUUCUGCCAGUUGAUGAUAUUUACACCAGCCGGCCUGUUCUGACCAAACACCAAGAGGAGUCCAAAUUCACUGGCCUGGCUUCAAUAGCCGAGACCGAUUCUUGAAAAACACUUAAAAAUCUUGGGACGCAUCACUGGUAGAGAUUGAAAGUACAAACUGGAACUCUGCAGCCUCAUUUUUUUUCUUGCCCUCCUUAACUAGGUCACUUUAGAUUGGGCUCCUAAUGAGUAAGUAAGCAAACCGAUUUUUAUCACACCUGACCAAGAAACUGGAGUCUCUGAUUACAGGUGUUAUUUUCAUUUGGCCAUGGCAAUCUAUGCCUUGUCAACAGUGAUGAGACACGGGCCCCACUGCAGAAAGGAUCAGGUUUCCAGACUCCUCUCCCGGCCUGGGCUGUGGUUUCAGGGUGACACGUGUGGCAGUCCUUUCAGACUCAGCUGUGGUUGCUAACUCAGGCCAUGGAAGUAAUGUCCCAUUUUUUAUUUAUUUAUUCCUUUUUUCUUUACAAAGUAAACUUAAAACAUAUAGCCAAGAUAAACUGUGACUCCUAUAUUUCAUUGUUCCUAAAGAUUUGCUAUAACCCACCUAAAUUUGAAAGGCUUAAACGGGUCAGCAGCAAAUUGUGUCCAUGAUCAGGAAGCUUUU